CCUCGGCCCAGCCGCUCGACGUCAGGGCAAGGCGGAGCGCGGCUGCCGUUUGAAUUCCGGCGGGCUGGUGGCGCCGUCUCCCGCCGGGAUGGCGGUGCUGCGGCCCUUGGACAAGCUCCCGACGCUCAACUCCGGCGUCCUUCUGCUCGUGGGUUCGGACGAGGCGCUCCAGCAGAAGCUGGCGGAAGCGAUCCUCCUGGAGAGGAAGGACUUCAGCAUCAACAUUCACCUUGCUACAUCCCUCCCCUUACCUUCAGAGAGGGAUCAUCUCCGACCCAGGAUAGAUCUGGUUGUGUUUAUGAUUGACAUCAAGAGCAAGUACAGCUUGAAGAAUGUUGAAACUUCUCUAGCUCAUGUGGAUGCCAGCUUCUUCCUGGGGAAAGUGUGCUUUCUUGUGACUGGGGUUGGCAGGGUGAAUGCUUGCAGCAUUGAGACAAAUGCCAUCUGUAAAUUAGGAGAAGCCUACUGCAGUCCUGUACUAUUCUGUGAACUGGAGUUGGAAGGGAUUCGAGUUGCUACUGCUCAACGACUUCUGCGAAUGUUACAGAUCUGUGCUGGUCAUAUACCGGGAGUUUCUGCCUUGUCCUUUGUCUCGCUGAUGAGGAACUCUCAUGAUGAUUAGCUUCUCAUUGUGAUACUUCAGACUCUUUCAUCAGGGUUUUUUCACUUCAGGCAUUCAAGCUGCUGCAGUUGGAAUCACAUUGGGAAGCUUUUUUUAUGUGAUUUGUCAUGACCACUCAUGCAGAACAGUUUCUAGUUGCUUACCUCUCAAGAAAAGUUUGAUUCCUAUUCAGUGGAUAACAGAUGGGGAGGGCAGUUUGAAUUGGGGAGUUCUAUCCAUUAUUAUAUCUGAAUCCCAUUUCAUGAUCAAGUUUGAGUUUUUUCCACUUGGCCAGUGGUCAGGAGUUACAUGUUUUUCUGAGAGAAUAUUAGAAGAACAGGCUACUGUCUCCAAAGUACCAGAGAAGAGACA
This is a messenger RNA of Prinia subflava (tawny-flanked prinia), 973 nucleotides long. It is a transcript of the gene CENPM, whose product is annotated as centromere protein M. Lineage: Eukaryota; Metazoa; Chordata; Aves; Passeriformes; Cisticolidae. The transcript is spliced from 6 exons. The record is from RefSeq and is a predicted model, not a curated record. The coding region runs from base 89 to 622 and encodes 177 amino acids.